UCUGGCAACCUGUGUGUGCAUCAAGUCUGAGGAGGAGGGGCCAGGUGAAAAAACCCUCUCCAAUAUUAAAAAUUUGGACUGAAAUAAUUAGUUCAACCACUCGGGGUCAAUCCUACAUACAGCACCUUUAAAUAGUGUUAUCCUUUUUUCCAGGAUUAUUUGAAUAGAAAGCUUAAAAGAACAGCAUUUAUUUCAAAUAGAAUUUUAAAAUAAAAUAGUCUCUUUGUAUCACAUUUAUUUGCCUGUAUUUAGCAGGUACCCCAGUGAUGCUCUGAUUUUGGGUGGUUCAUAUAACAAUUUUAUAUUUGUUUUUUGACGAGUGCUUUUUGUUAAGGGCAAGCAUAUUAGAUUCCAUGAAAACACAGCAGACUUUGCCAUUCAUAUACCCUCCCAACUCUUGAGUGCUUAGACCUUGUCUAUCAACUGUUCUAGCCUGCAACAAAUCUGUUGUAGUCUGCAACAAACCCCUUUAUUGGAUAGUCUUUACGUUUGUUGUCUUGAUGUUGCAAAAAUCUAUUUAUGGCAGUGUAAAUAGGUAUUCUUUCUCUCUCCUUCUCUCACUUCUCAGUCCUGGCACUCUAACUAGUCUGUUUGCUUCAUACCUACAUGGAUAUCACAGUAAUGCUGCCUCCACUCUUUACAAACUUCCUAAUGUGGACUGGGGUGGGAAAUACUCUGUGAAAUGAAACAGUGUUUUAAAGUACAUUUAUUUGGUGUUUUCCCCAAAUCUACUCUGAUCUUUUAUUCUUCACACAAGUUUUGCACUCAUGCCAUUGACUCGUUCUCCAGCAGUGUAUCGCAGCCAUGUUACUGAACAGACUGUAUUAAUGGAGCGUGUGUGUAUUCCUGCUCCUGUGGAUGAUCGGAGUGCUUCUGUACAACAUAUUUAUAGUGCUGGAUCAGCAUUUUGACCGUCUGGAUGUGUGUACAUGUCUGUUUAUCUGCACUGUGAUCCAUUCAUCUUGGCCCCAAUCUGUCAUUUUAAUAAUCCUAGUAUGGGCCAUGGGUUUUUAGCUCUAUGGAGUGUGAUGCCAGAACUAACCUUGUGACUUAGGGGCUGCCUCAGAGAGGCAGGUCUUUAACACAACAUCCUUAUCUUUUAGAAAUUUGGGAUUGUGUUUGAGGUGCUGUCUGUUUGGAGUUCAAGUGUCAUUGACCUUGUCAGUUAGUGAGCUGUACAGCAACUGUAACAAAGUGUUUCUGCAUGAGAUGAAGUAAUAUUUGCUCUUCAGCUGUAUAUUAAAGAACAAAAACAAAAUGACUUUUUUUUUCUUUAACUUCAAUAUACCAUUUACCAUUUACUUGAACAUUAUGUGCUUGAGUAGUUUCCAUGGUAGAGGGAUUUUUCUUUUUGGAAAGAGAACUAAAGUAGUUAUUUAUUUUAAAAAGGACUACUGAAACUUUCACCCAAUGUUUUCCAAAAUAUUGUUAUUGUUGAUAAUAGCCUGCUGUAAGUCAGAAAGCAGUUUAGGUAGUACUCUGUAUACUGGUUUACUUCUGUAUCCUCACUGUCUUUUUCUCUCUCGCAGGGGCCUCGGGUGAUUGAAGGAGGUUAAGCAGCAUCAUACACUUUGAAAUAUGGGUCAACCAUGGAACCUGUUCUCUCAGCAAUUGAGCACUAUCGGCACUAAAUGUUCCUGCACAGUGGACAAUAAUGUGCAGUCCUGUUGGAGUGUGAUGUGAUGUGGCAGCUUGGGAAAUCUUGAGUACAGCACAGGAUGCGUCAUGAUUAUAUCCAAUUUUUAAAUAAACUGUUAAGAUCCCUAUGUCUGGUUUUUGAGAAAAUUUUUUGAGAUGAUACCAUUGCAUAUUACAUGGAACUGCAGAACCGUUAUCUUGUAGCUGACUUAAUGUAUGUUUUAGAGUUCUUGCUAAAUAUUAAGAUUUUGGUUUAGCACAAUUUCAUGUAUAUACAUUAAACUUACUUGGUAAGCCUUAAAAAAAAAAUACAGAGAGGAAAAAGACACUGUCUGCUUAAGAGCUUGUUCUGUAGGUCUAUAAACACAGACAGACCUCUGUUACCCAAUAGCGCCCAGGCUGCUGUCCAGUAUCAGUUAAGGUCAGGGUGCUAUGUUUCUCUUGUUUUAUCACUGUUGUGCCCUAUUGUCUGACAGCUACUUCUGGAAAUUGUUCAAAAAGGAAAAUAAACCUGCAGUCUGAGAAGUGUGGUGCAAUAAAUGUGAGUUAGUGAGUUUGGCCAGUGUUUUUUACACUUAAAAGGAUUUUCACAGGGAUUGUUAGCGUUAUAUGAUUGUCAGUAAAAUAUGAAAUUCAUGUCUUUUCAGACUGAUAAAUUUGAUUGCUUAAUAAUCAAAAUUUACUAACAUGUUAGCAGAAAAAGUUGCAAGUUAUAUGAGAGACAGAUCGAAGAUUACACUGGAAAGACAAUCCUCAGAUUAUCCCCAUGUUCCAGGAUAUCUUAGAAAUGCUUGAGCCUUUCUGUGUGCUGUAAGAUGACAAUGGAACGAGGGAAAGGGAGACCGGGAGGAAGAAUUUGUGCAACCAAUGGGCUUACCUGAUGUAUUUUUAAUGCACAUGAAUGAUUGAUCACUGUAUGUGGACACAUGCUCCCCUUAAGGGGCGGCUGCAGUCUGGUGCUGUCGGUGUAGAUAUGAGUGUGACGAGGGGUCCUUCUGGACUGAACAUGAACACUGUGGAGUUAAAGCAUCAGUGGGCAAUGCAGAGAAAUCGUACUCUGGUCCGGACAUACCUGCUCUCCAGUUCUGUGCUCUCACUUUCUGGCUCACGCAGCAGAGAUAAUUUCAGACUUCCAUCAUUGUCCAGAUCAACACAUGGUGAGACCACCGCGGUGCCUCUCAGUAUUAGUGAGCCCUGCUUGUUCACCCCAGGCCAGAGAGCGGUUUUUGAGAGGUUUUCAAAAAACCAGCAUCUCCUUCUACACAAACCUGCACCGUCUCCCUCCUGCAAGACCCUUGAGAAACCAAAGAUGCCUCAGCAGAGCUAUCAUCAAGUGUACAUGCAUUUUUCUCAGCCCUUGAAGCCUGUACCAAAGGAUGGACCGGCCUUUACUCGCAGUCAGCGGCGGGCCACAGAGAACAGAGGCCUGCAGCCGUUAGUGAGGCAGCGCAGGCAGCCCAUAAACAUAGAGACUUCAUCUAUCAGAGGAAAGACUUGCCUUCCCACACAACAUUUACCCACAUCUUCAUCUAGCGCAUCUCGCACACAGCUGCACGUGUUCUUGCCUGCCGAGGGUGCUGGACUGGAGGAAGACAGGGACAGUGAGUCUGUUGAUGAGGGUUUCAUGGAUGAGCUGGAUAACAAAGUCACCAACCUGAGACUUCAACAAGAUCCAAAGACCCCCAAACAGAUAGAAAAAUCACUGACAGGUCAAAUGGUAAAAUUAACUUCCUAGUGUCAUGCUUUUAAUUGUAGCAUUUCAUAUUUUGAUGUGUGUUGUAUGCUAACACUGAUAACUACAGAAAUGACAAGUUCUGUAUUUACCAGUUUGAACACUAGUUUAUUUGCUCUCAAGCGAUUUAUGUAAAUCAUAAUUUAUGUAAUUACAAUAAAUCAAAAUUAUGAUUAAUGGUGUGUUCUGAUGUAUAAAAGGAAGGAAAUGUUCCUUGUAAACUGUUCAUAUAAAGGAUAUACAUUUUUAAAUUACGUAAAGGAACACUCCGACUUUUUGGGACUUUAGCUUAUUCACAGUAUCCCCCAGAGUUAGAUA
Messenger RNA from Cyprinus carpio (common carp), 3688 nucleotides. RefSeq lists its product as uncharacterized. The transcript is spliced from 4 exons. NCBI's taxonomy places the organism in Eukaryota, Metazoa, Chordata, Actinopteri, Cypriniformes, Cyprinidae. The record is from RefSeq and is a predicted model, not a curated record. The coding region runs from base 2540 to 3373 and encodes 277 amino acids.